AUGGCUCCAAAAAGCAUGUGGCUGCUUCUACUGAUGAGCUGUGCAGCCAGCACUGAAGUCCUGGGUGCUGUCAUCCUGAGACCUAGCUGUGCUGCUGGAUGGUUUUAUCACAGGUCCUAUUGCUAUGGAUACUUCCGGAAGCUGAGAAACUGGACUGAUGCUGAGCUCGAGUGUCAGUCAUAUGGAAAUGGAACCCACCUGACAUCUAUUCUGAAUUCAAAGGAAGCCAACACCAUAGCGAAGUACAUAGGUGGCUAUCAAAAAAACAAGCCUGUUUGGAUUGGCCUGCAUGACCCACAGAAGAGGCACCAGUGGCAGUGGAGCGAUGGGUCUGUGUAUAUUUACAGAACCAUGUCUGGCAGGUCUGUGGGUAAGAACAAGUACUGUGCUGAGAUGAACGCCAAAGACGCUUUUUUAACCUGGAACAGCGAAGAUUGCAACAAGCGCCAACACUUCCUGUGCAAGUACCAACCAUAG
Messenger RNA from Hippopotamus amphibius kiboko, 477 nucleotides. RefSeq names its product regenerating family member 4 (gene REG4). The record is from RefSeq and is a predicted model, not a curated record. The coding region runs from base 1 to 477 and encodes 158 amino acids. NCBI's taxonomy places the organism in Eukaryota, Metazoa, Chordata, Mammalia, Artiodactyla, Hippopotamidae. Gene Ontology annotation, molecular function: mannan binding; signaling receptor activity. The transcript has 5 exons.